Messenger RNA from Marchantia polymorpha subsp. ruderalis, 1518 nucleotides. NCBI's taxonomy places the organism in Eukaryota, Viridiplantae, Streptophyta, Marchantiopsida, Marchantiales, Marchantiaceae. The record is from the annotation of a GenBank genome assembly.
CGGCGACUACGACGCUGCCGCUGUCAUCGCUGCGCGCUCCCUCCGAUGCGGAAUUGCGCGAGAAUGCAAUGUCCUGCCGCUGCUGCUCAUGCUCCUCGGCACGUAACGACGUCAAUAUGUAAAUGUGCGUAGGUCGUCUCGGCUGCUCAGACAACGUUCGUGACAGCGAUAGAUCGAGAGAGAGAGAGAGUGCUGUAAUUCGAUCGUGGGUGCCGAAGAUACCACCGGACCAAGGAAUGAGGAGGGCGAUGGCGAGAACCAGAGACUGGACCUGUCUCAAGCACAUUACAUGGACGAUCAACAACGAGUACAAAGCUCUGUGGAAUUUACCGUAUCCGGAGACAACGCUGAAGAGACACGGGUCCCUCCCGAGCGCGAGUCCUGCAGCUCCAGCUUCCGGCGUGAGAGCGUACGGGAAGGGUGUGUAUAAGCAAGAGCAGAAAGACGGAGCCGAGGAUGUUUUGGGCGCUGGGAACACGACGAACGCAGCCAAAAACGAUGCUGUGGGAGAAGAAAUGCGGGUCGACUCGUUCGUCAAGCAUGAGAUCGAGGAGACCGAUGGCGACGGGCUGGUGGAGAAGGCCAAGAAGGGAGUGAAGAAGGUUGGUGAGAAGAUGAAGGAUGCUUCGGAUUACAUGAGGACUGGAGCAGAGAAGGCCGAAGAGAAGGAGGGAAGUCAUUCCACCAUGCAGCAAAUGAUGGACAAGGCGGCCGACCUGCUGGACGGCGCUGGAGAUACGAUGAAGGAGGCGGGCUCUAAAAACAACCGCUGAGUGCAUUGUGGACUGUUUGUAGUCGUAGACUUAAGCAUGAAAAUGAGUGACGUUUGUAGUCUCUCGCUUACACCCCUGCCCCGCUUUGAAACUUUAGUACACUAGGAUGCCAAACACCCGAGCUCGAUGUAAAUACGUCUGAUGACAAGCAGUGCUACAUUGCGUCAAUAUACAGACAUCUAGACUUUCUGUGUUCGUGUUCACCCGAUCGAUGACUGAAGGUACGUUCUGAGGUUGAACAGUUUGUAUAUUGUGGAGCUUCUGAUGGAGUGGUCACGUAGAAGUGUGAAAUUAUAAUUCAACCCUUAGUGAAAUGACCAGUCUGGUGACUGACAAGCAUCACACUCUUUUUUUCAAGCGUCUGUGAUACGCUGGUGAUGCGUUGGAUGAGGCCAAGGAAAUUUUGUGUGAGGGAAAAGCGUUGAGGUUUUUUGAUUGACUGUUGUUGCCUUGGGCUGUCUUUAUAUAACGUCCUUUUCCUUAAAGCUAGCAUUUGACGAGAGUGUCUUGCAUCACAAAGCUGAGAUAAUAUCUUGUUUUUUUCUACCGUUGUGAGUGUUGUGAUCGCACUUAUCCGAGUGGGAUACAUUUAUCCUGCAAUCGUGAGCUAUGAUAUUUUUUUUUUUGCAGAAUAAAGUGUCAAGUAUAAAUUUACACCACACGAAAGAAAAAGUAUUGAUCAUCGACUAAAACUUUAUGUACCUGAAAGGCCACAUGAAAUAAAGUUACUGUGAAUGUGCUUUCA